Molecule: messenger RNA, 831 nt
Organism: Laccaria bicolor S238N-H82
Lineage: Eukaryota; Fungi; Basidiomycota; Agaricomycetes; Agaricales; Hydnangiaceae
Exons: 1
Coding region: 1-831 (276 amino acids)
Source: RefSeq, a predicted model, not a curated record
AUGGGAGGUUAUUGUUCUCAAACGCGCCGCUUCAUUUCCCCAGCCAUAGACUUCUUCACAUGCCUGUUGAUCGCAACACAUCCGAGCGGAAACGGAAGCCCCGCACUGAGCACGCGCCAUACAAACCACGUCAGCCCGAAGUCGUUGUUGACAGGUGGCGAGGACGAAAUUGUUGACCAGGUUAACCACGAGAUGGCACUUAAGAGGGGUGAGAUUGAGGAGAUCGAGUCUGAUGACGAGGAGGAGGAUGAACAGGAGGAGGAUAUUGGAAUAGGCGAGUUAAGGAGUUUAUGUGAGAAAGUGGAACGCCUCUCCCUUAAAUAUGGAGACUCCGAGACCUGCCUAGACCUCUCUCGAAGUCUGAGGCAGUUUCGAAUCCAGUUGAGGAGGGUGGAGACAGCGAAGGCGAGGCAGACGUCGCUGAACGAGUGGUUCAGCAGCAGAGAGUCACACGAUAUGUCACUGUUAAUGUCACUCUCACGUUUUGUUACACCUAUCUACACUGGCAUAAAUCUAAUAAUGCAUCGGAAAUUGGCCCUUCCCGGCGUUAUGCAUUAUGAGAACUUCUACUGUAAUAUUGGUGCAGGGUUACAUAUCAUCGCUUCCAUCACCAGGACCCCGGGCAAUAGCAGGAAAGCCCUGGUCCCGAUCCGGACAAAAAAUGUGGAUUUUAGGCCCUACAGCUGGGGGCCAAUCCGGACAAAAAGUGACAAAAUUCGAAACUGCCCAGAGCCAGAGUCCGGACAAAAUCGACGAGAUGUCAAAAAAAAAGCCUCCCAGCCGGUAUUUGGGCAUAAUUGUGGGACAUUUGUAGAGAAAAAUUUACCCUGA